Molecule: messenger RNA, 1518 nt
Organism: Suncus etruscus (white-toothed pygmy shrew)
Lineage: Eukaryota; Metazoa; Chordata; Mammalia; Eulipotyphla; Soricidae
Product: ribonuclease inhibitor-like
Exons: 9
Coding region: 22-1395 (457 amino acids)
Cellular component (GO): cytoplasm
Molecular function (GO): protein binding
Source: RefSeq, a predicted model, not a curated record
GCGCCCCCCCUCGCUCCCGCCAUGAGCCUGGACAUCCAGUGCGAGGAGCUGACGGACGCCCGCUGGACCGAGGUCCUGCCGCAGAUCCAGCAGCGCGAGGUGGUCAGGCUGGAGGACUGUGGCCUCACUGAGGACCGCUGCAAGGACAUCAGUUCAGCCCUGAAGGCCAACUCUUCCCUGACGGAGCUGAGCCUGAGGAACAAUGAACUGGGUGAUGCGGGCACGCGCCUGGUGCUGCAGGGCCUGCAGGGCCCCACCUGCAAAAUCCGCAAGCUCAACCUCCAGAACUGCUCCCUGACAGAGGCCGGCUGCAAGGAGCUGCCCAGAAGCCUGUGCUCCAUGUCCAACCUCUUGGAGCUGCACCUGAACUACAACUCGCUGGGGGACACAGGCCUCCAGCUGCUCUGCAAGGGGCUCCUGGACUCCCAAUGCCAGCUGGAGCGGCUGCAGCUGGAAGAUUGCUCCCUGUCCGCCGAGAGCUGCGAGGCCCUGGACCCGGUGAUCCGUGGCAAACCAAACUUCAAAGAGCUCACGGUGAGCAACAACCCCAUCGGGGAGGCAGGGGCCCGAAUGCUGUGCCAGAGCCUGACCGAGUCCUCCUGCCAGCUGGAGACACUCAAAAUGGACAACUGCGGCCUCACGUCAGCCAACUGCAAGGACCUGAGUCGCCUGGUGGCCUCAAAGGCCUCGCUGAGCGAGCUAGACCUGGGUUGCAACAAGCUGGGGAACGAGGGCAUCGCAGAGCUCUGCCGUGGGCUGCUGAACCCCAACUCCCAGCUGAAGACUCUCUGGCUCUGGGAGUGUGACAUCACCAGCAGUGGCCUCAGAGACAUCGGUCGUGUUCUGGAGACCAAGAAGAGCCUGAAGGAGCUCAGCCUGGUCGCCAACAAGUUGGGAGACGAGGGCGCGAGGCUGCUCUGUGAGCACCUGCUGGCGCCCAACUGCCAGCUGCAGAGCUUGUGGGUGAAAGAAUGCGACUUCACGGACGCCUGCUGCGAGCACUUCAGCCAGGUGUUGGAGCAGAACCAGCACCUCCUGGAGCUCCAGAUCGGCCAAAACAAGCUGGGCGACAACGGUGUGAGGCAGCUCUGCCAGGCCCUGUCCCAGCCCGGCACCAAGCUGCAGAUACUCUACCUCGGAGACUGCGAGGUGACCAAUAUCGGCUGCAGGAGCCUUGCUGCCCUUCUCUGUGCCUGCCAGAGCCUGAAAGAGCUGGACCUCAGCAACAACGGUCUGAGCGAUCCUGGCGUUCAGCUGCUGGUCUCCAGCCUGGAGCACCCUGACAGCCACCACCUGGAGAUGCUCGUCCUUUAUGACAUUUACUGGUCUGAGGAAUUUGAGGAGCGCCUGCACGCCCUGCAGGACUCGAGGCCCAACUUCAGGAUCAUCUUCUGAGCAUCCCACAGCCUCCUGCCCUUCCCUGCCCUGCAGCAGUUGUGCCUUACCCCACCUGCCUGGGGCCGAAUUCAUGCUGGUGUUCUGAAAACCACAUUUGACCAUUAAAGCAGUGUUUUGGCA